AUGAACAAUAGUAUAAAAUGUUUUCACGACAAGCUUCACAUAUUCUACAGGUUCUCCCAGCAUAUGUCGACCUCGAGUGAUGUUGCUCUCUCAACUUUACCAUCUAUAGAGCAAGACUCGAGGCUGGUGAGACGAGGUGACUUCCGAGGUGUGGUAGCAGGAAAAGAAAAGAUCAAAACUAGUAAUCCCGAUGUUAUCCUUUCAAAAAUUCAAGAAAACCUGCGUAAAAAUUACCGAAUCAGUGGAGAUGUUGUUCUGUUUGACAUUGUGAGACAAAUGGAAAAAGGAAACGGAGACUUCAAGAAUCACAUCACUCGAGCGUCAGAAAGAUGGAUUCCGCUCAUUAUUCAUAGUUGUGGCCACCCGUUAUCAAAUAUCGAGAAUACUUUAAAAAACGAGAUUCUAGAUAGACUGUGGGCACAGCUGAAUACUGAUAUCGGACCGCCGCCUGUUUAUGGUUGGAACGCCCGUUUCCGUGUGUUGAAUGAAAAUGGAACAGAAUGGGAUCCUGUAAAAGAAUUAGAUCAAAUGGAAAGGGCUGGAAUUGAACCCAACGUUGCAACUUUCCAUGAAGUUGUUAAUAGAGUAGCUGUUUCUGGAGAUGUAGAAGGAUUGAAGAAUAUGGUCUACACAAUGGCACGAAAAGGAUUCGCAGUGGAUGCUCAUAUCAACGCAGCUUCUGUUUUCGCUUUUUCUAUCAGAGGUCACUACAAGAAAGCUGACUCCUUAUGCCAGAUUGAAAAUCAGGCUGCAACCAAAUACGGAGAAAAUGGGUCAUUAUUGGCUCAUGGAGCCGCUGUACGUGCGGCAGCUUGUCGUGGAGACAAUGAUCGUCUUCGACAAAUCCUUCGAAAAUGUAUAAUCGCGUCGACAACAAAGUUAGCGUUGUCAGCUGAUGAUAUUUUAGAAACAGUUUGGCAUAUGGCAGAAAAGAGUAGAGAUGGAAAAGGAGCAGAGUGUUCACAAUUAGUGGAGCAAAUGCUAAACUGUACUUCAAGAGACGAAGGAUUCUUUCGAAAACUCUUCCGAGAAAUCGAACGGCAUAUUUGUCAUCGGCACUAUUAUACCGCGCUUUCACUGUUAGAAGACACUAAACGAGUGUCGGAUUGCUUGGAGAAUCAACGAAAAAGUACCUUCCUUCACCAACUGGUUGGACGACUUUCGACACAACUCAUCCGAAAUCAAGAACCAGCACACCUGAUUCGAGAUAUUGCCAAUCGAGUCCAUUAUACAUUCAACAGGAAGAACUCAAACCUCCGGAUUCGUAUGUAUGAUGAUCUGUUAUACGCUACUUUGAUGUUGAAAGAUAUGGAUUUAGACGACAGGCUCGAGUAUUUUAGAAAUUUCAUCGACGAAAUAGACGUCAAAAGAGAGAGAAUUCAUAUCACUUUGCCUCUGAUGACAAGCGAAUCCGAUGUCAACCAACGUCUCGCCAUUCUUUUCCGACUCACUACAAUGGGAUAUCGGGAAUGGUCAAGCAUUGAAACCGAGCCGCUCGUUCGCACGAUACUCCAACCUCUCUACAAUAACGGUCGCCCGUUCCGAGAUUUAUCGAGAUUGGAUAAACUUUCGAGAGUUCUCAAAAGUUAUGGCAUUACGGAACGUCAAACUUGGUUGAUUUUACUUCAAUGGUCGAAAAUAAGAGCGAAAGAGGAAAAACAAAUACCAGAAGAUCAACGGAGUCGACCUUUUGCCAGAGAUCUAAGAGGCUGGUGUCGUGCGUACUAUUCUGAAACAUUUGAGACUCCAAAGGCGACACAUAAGAAAUCGGUGCCGAUUCUUUAUGAAAAACUGAAGUCAUGUGUUGACCAAGGAGACAUUACAAAGGUUUCUUCAGUUCUGAGCAGCAAUGGUUGGCCAACGGACACUAAUUUUGUUGAGAUUGUUCCGUCCGCUUUGAACUUGUACUUGAUGCACGAGUCAUGGAAGAAUGUUCAUCAAAUGUUGGAAGGACUAUCUCCGUUUUCAUGUGAAUGGGAUGAGGAUCCUUCGAAGACGCCUAUGAAGAAUUAUCACUUACUGAGCGUGCUCAGAAGAAUGGCAGAAGAAGAUGAGCAGUUAUCAAUCAGAGGGAUUACUGACUACGCGUAUGAACUCAGAACACUGUUUCCUAAUGCUUCCUGCUAUUACGAAGGAUUCUUCGAAACCCAAAACGAGUACAAGAAGUUAUUUGCCAAAUGCUUCGAACGUUUGGAACGUCAAGGAUUUACACAAAACACUGUCGACGAGCUCAUUGAUUUCCUACGCUGUCUUGUCAAGCUAGAUCUUAUUCAACUGCAUCCCAGUGAAACGCUCACUGUCUUCUUCAUCAAUAUUCUUCUGAAGCGAGUUGGAUGGACGGAAGCUUUGAACACGUGGCAAAAGUUUCUGUCAAGCCUCCAUUGCCCCAACGGAACAGUAGCUUUGUUAAGAUACUGUUUACAACAAAAUUCGGAUGAAUCGAGGAAAAAUUUACAGUUUGUAAUCCAUCGUGGUGCAACAUUCCUUUCUCAAUCCAGGAUGCGUGCAAUGCAUUUGGCUGUUCUGAUUGGAAUGCGUCGUUUCGAAGAAGCUGAAAAAACAUGUGAGCAAUUAACAACGGAUAUCGAUCCCAACGACUGUCUGAUGGCGAUGCGCCUGAUGAAUGCAAUGAAGGCUCGUUCUUUUGAUGAUCAAUUCAUGUUAGACUACGCGGCACUCUGUCUCCGAAAGUUAAAUUUAGCCAGCAAUAAAGAAGCAGCUCAAAGUAUGCAAGCUGAUUUACUCAGAAUCUGUGGUAACGCUCGUAUUUCAAUGUUAUUCAACACAUCACUUAUUGCAGACUCUCGUCAUAUGGGACCCACAGCUCUCCGUGUCUAUGAUCUUUUUUCAGAGUAUGAUGUAGAACUGAGGGAUGAGGAGAAAAAUCGGUUAUCAGCAGUGAUUGAGAAACACUCAAGUCUAUCAAAAAAAUGGAUCUUCAAACCCGAUGGUUUCUUGAACAUCGCUGCCGAUGAUGACAUAAUUACGGGAAGCGAAGAAGCUCGAAUUCAAGAGAAAUUGAGAAAAGUUUCAUGA
This is a messenger RNA of Caenorhabditis briggsae, 3036 nucleotides long. Lineage: Eukaryota; Metazoa; Nematoda; Chromadorea; Rhabditida; Rhabditidae. The record is from RefSeq and is a predicted model, not a curated record. Bases 1 to 3036 code for a protein of 1011 amino acids. The transcript has 14 exons. Gene Ontology annotation, molecular function: protein binding.